AUGCUGUCUUUUGUCUUCUCGCCGUGCCUGCUUUCGUCGGCUUUCUUUGUCUGCCUCGUCUCUCUGCUUACUCUCCCCUUUCUCUGUAGACAAGAAGUCCCUCCCCCCUUUCCCGUCAGCCUUGCUUCCGUAGAUGCAAAUGCCAGCUUAGAUGUAGCUCUCAAAGAAGACCGUGGGGAUGCCGCUUCGCUCCCUCCUUCCAACCUGUCUCCGAAGAGACAGGUGCCUGCAGAGCCUCGCAGGGCGCUGAAAGACAGAGAUUGCCAGUACCCGAGUGAGGUCGACUCUGCGCCGUGUGUCGAUGCAUCCUCUGUCCCUGCUUGGUCUCCUUCGUCUUCCGGGUCUUUGUCGACGGGACUGUCGCGCUUCUUCUCCCCGUAUGCCUCUUCGCUCUCUGCCUACUCGCCCUACCUUCCCGUUCGACUCGCGCCUCGUCCUCCCGCAUCGGAGGUUUUGGACGCGCUUGUAGCCUCAGCCUGCCUUCUUUCGCGUCUUCGCGAGGCCCACAAGGCGAAAGGCGAGGCCGAAAAAGGCUUCUCAGUUCCGCACUUCUCGACUGCCUCUUCAGGAAAAGAGACGCACGCAAGUGGAGAGCCGCAGAGAGACGGCGCGUACUUUGCCUGCCUUGCCGUUGUCGUGAUGGACGGUGACAGUUUUAGGUGUGUCCCUAUCCCCAAUGCGGCGGCUCUGAAAGAGAAUGUGGGAAAGCAGUAUGCUCUGGCUGAAACAGCAAGCGCCUACUCUCUCUUCUCCCCGCCUCUACGUUCUUUCGCUCUCUCUACGCUCUCUCUACUUCCGACGAGCCUUUUUGCUGCUGCGGACGAAGCGGCGACAAGUGAGGACGUUGCGCUCUUUCCCCCGUACGAACAGAGCCCGUGGCCGGGGAAAUGUAAGCGCCUCUCUCAGUGCACACUCCUCGUGCGGAUAGCUGCCAUUGACGCGCCAGAAACAGCAAAGCGACGACCAGAAGUGAAGACGCAGAGGUCUGCAGCUAAGCAGAAGGCCGGGAAACAGGCUAGACGCCUGCAAGAACAUGACGAAAUCGCGGACGAAAGCACGCAACGCACGCCCAACCGAAUAGACAUCGAUGAAGGCGGGCAGCCGUUCAGUGUCGCCGCUGCUUCCCGCUUAGCUUCAGAGAUUCUCGGACGGGUGGUGCUCGUCAAACAGCUCGGAAAAGACCGGUACGGCAGAACUCUCGCUCGCGUUUUCCGCGUCACGCACGACGCGUCUUUCGCCACCGCAGUCCGUGACGCGAUGAAGAAAAUCAAAAUGGCUCUCAUGACUGGGGAAAGACCGACAACGGAAAAGGCACGCGAGGAACAGGUGGACGCGGAAGAACCGGAGGGAUACGAACCGGGGACGGGGACGAGACAACUCUCAGUGAAACGUACAGGAGGCCAGCGAACUGAACGGAAGGGGAUUCCGUCAGCAGGCCUGGCUGCUUUAGCCGGGGGGUUUGUUGUGGGUUUGUUAAAAACAGAGGCGGAGAAACUGGGACACCACAUCAAGCUAGAAUCCGCCAAGGCUGGAGCUGCGGCCAAAGAACUGGCGACGAAGAUUUUUAUCGAAGAGGUUCUCGAGAAAAAAACGAAGGAGGCAGCGGACGUUUUGCUCAGGGAAGGGCUCGCUGUGGUGUACACGCAGGGAGGGGCAAAGUUUGAUGGACGAAAGAAUGAACUUCUCGUGAUUGAGCAAGAGGCAAAAAGAAACAAGCUGGGCUUCUGGGGUAUUCCAGAGAGUGCCCGAGAAACACCCGCAGAAUACAAGAAAAGAAAACGAAGCGAAUGA
Messenger RNA from Neospora caninum, 1791 nucleotides. RefSeq lists its product as hypothetical. The record is from RefSeq and is a predicted model, not a curated record. The coding region runs from base 1 to 1791 and encodes 596 amino acids. The transcript has a single exon. Gene Ontology annotation, molecular function: nucleic acid binding; nuclease activity. Lineage: Eukaryota; Apicomplexa; Conoidasida; Eucoccidiorida; Sarcocystidae.